AUGAUAAAAAUAUACGUAAAUAUUCCUGUUGAUUUUAAAUAUAUUGCUGAUCCAACAAUGCAUUCUAUGCCUGCUGUUGCACAAUCACGAAAUGGUAAAUAUUUAGCAUUUCAAUCGAUGGAUAAUCAAAUUCGAAUUAUGGAACCAUUGACAAACUUUCGAUGGAAAAGUAAAAAAAUAUUCAAAGGACAUAUGGUAUCUGGUUAUGCAUGUGGUCUUGAUUUUUCACCUGAUAUGUCUUAUUUGAUAAGUGGUGAUGCAGAUGGAUGUUUAAUUAUUUGGGAUUGGAAAACAACACGUAUAUUUGAACGAAUUAAAGCACAUGAUGAUGUAUGUAUUGAUGCUAAAUGGCAUUGGCGUGAAAAAUCAAGAGUUCUAACAGCUGGAUGGGACAAUGUUGUAAAACUAUGGGAUUAA
Rotaria sordida is the source of this 417-nucleotide messenger RNA. The record is from the annotation of a GenBank genome assembly. Lineage: Eukaryota; Metazoa; Rotifera; Eurotatoria; Philodinida; Philodinidae.